UUUUAGCUUCGGUCAUUUUUCGGUAACCACAGUUUUGUUACAGUUUGUUCUUAGUAUUUCUCCAAAAACACACCAAUCGUUUCUCCUUACGCGGCAGACUUGCUACAGGCUUAGCCCCUGAACUGUGGGAAGUAAAUGUCGCGGCGGAGGGGGGAGCUGGGGAAUUCCCAGCUCACCCGCAGGCUCCCUUCCUCCACCCAGCACCCUUCCAGGUUGCCCAAGGCUCUCAUUCUGCGCCCAUCAACGCGAGUAACUCAAACUGGGCAGGAAGAAAGAGACCUGCUUCAACAAAGCCCAACGCGUGCAGCUUUGGUAAGACGCUCAUUCUGUUUCCUAUAAUUUCACCAUCAAUCCUCUGCCCAGACAUGGACAGCCAUGGUGUGAGGUUCAAGGCGAAGUGGAUCAAAAGGUCUUUCUCUCCUAUGACUGUGGUACAGCUGAGAUCAAGUACCUGAGUCCAUUGGGAGAGGAAGUGAAAAGUAUGAACGUCUGGGAAACACAGACUGACACACUCAGAGACACUGGAGACUUGCUCAAGGAGCAAAUGUCUGAUAUUACACCAGAGAGAUACACAGACAAGGGCCCUCUGACCCUCCAGGCCAGGAUGACGUGCUGGCGUGAAGACAACGGACACAUCAAUGGAUCCUGGCAGUUUAGCUUCAAUGGAAAACUGUCCCUCCUCUUUGAUUCGGACAACGGACACUGGACAGUGGUUCAUUCUAAAGGGAGGUGGAUGAAAGAGAAGUGGGAGAGUGACAGAGCUGUGACUGACUUCUUCAAGAAGGUCUCCAUGGGAGACUGUCAGCUCUGGUAUCAAGAUUUCUUGGUGCGCUGGGAGAAAAUGUUGAAGAGCACGGCAUCACUGACCACGGGCCCCCCUGCAGUCCAGCCCACGGCCACAGCCAUCAGUCACACCGCCUGGAUUGCUCCUGUGGCUCUCACCAGUUUCGUCAUAAUGGGCAGCAUAAUAGCCUGUAUCCUUUACAAGAAGAGAUCCAGGAGAUCAGACCCCAAGGAUCCUGAGUCUGUUUUCCGGUUGCUGUGACACAGUAGAUGCAUCAUCUCAUGGCUUUUAUCAGGUUUGAUGAAAUCCUACUCAGCAUCUUAAAAAAAAAAAAAGAAACAAUUUAUUUCACCACUUUCUUUUGGUGAUACGUGAUGGAAUAUCUAUACGGAAAUAAUCAAGUACUUGAAGAAGUCUCCAGAAACAGGACAUUUUUCAUAUUCUUCUCAUUUGUGGAUAAUUAAAUUCUUCCGUGCCUCGUGACCUCAUUCUUGCAAAUGAUAUUGCAAGAAAAAUACCAUCUCUAUUACACAACUCAGGGAUUCUUUCUGUGUCUGGACAAAACCACCUCAGCCUGUUUUCAAUAGAGUGAAGUUUUAUUUAUGACUAUUUCCCUUAAUAACUUAUUAUGCUUAAAGUGAAAGUGUUAGUCGCUCAGUCCUGUCUGACUCUCUGCGACCCAGUGGACUGUAGCCCGCCAGGCUCCUCUGUCCAUGCGAUUCUCCAGGCAAGAACACUGAAGUGGGAUGCUGUUUCCUUUUCCAGGGAACCUCUGCAACUCAGGGGUUGAACCCGCGUCUCCUGUGUCUCCUGCAUUGACAGGCAGAUUCUUUACCAUCUGAGCCACUGGGGAAGCCCAUUUAUUAUGCUACUGCUAUUUAAGUAAAAAUCUCAGUACUCCAGAAAACUUGAAGUAUUUAAGUUUCUCUCUCACGAGAGAAGUCAUGAUAUUUCACCAUUUCUCCACCUUAUAGGAUUAAAUGUACCUAGUGCUUCUGAGAAAACACGGUCUGAGCAGAUGCGUGCGCCCUGUGUUCAUGGCAGCGCUGUUCCCAGCAGCCAGGCCUGGAAGCCACCUAGUGUCCACUGACAGAUGAAUGGAGAGAGAAGAUGUGGACAUAUAUCCAGUGCAAUGUUACUCAGCGUCAAAAAGAAUGAAAUAACGCCAUAUGUAGCAGCAUGGAUGGACCUGGAGAUUGUCAUAUUGAGCAACAUAAGUCAGACAGAGAAGCAGAAACACCUUUUGACAACACUUGUAUGCCGGUGAUACAAGUGCUCUUACUUACGAAAGAGAAAGAGACUCAGAGACUUAGAGAGUGCAUUUAUGGUUGCCAGGGGGAAGGGAUGGGGGGAUUGUUAGGGAGUCUGGGAUCAACAUGUACACACUGAUUUAUUUAAAAUGGAUAACCAG
Cervus elaphus (red deer) is the source of this 2195-nucleotide messenger RNA. RefSeq names its product UL16-binding protein 1-like. NCBI's taxonomy places the organism in Eukaryota, Metazoa, Chordata, Mammalia, Artiodactyla, Cervidae. The record is from RefSeq and is a predicted model, not a curated record. The coding region runs from base 482 to 1045 and encodes 187 amino acids. The transcript is spliced from 5 exons. Gene Ontology annotation, biological process: positive regulation of T cell mediated cytotoxicity; immune response; antigen processing and presentation of endogenous peptide antigen via MHC class Ib. Gene Ontology annotation, cellular component: external side of plasma membrane.